AUGUUGUUCCUUCAAUGCAUCGUCGCUUACUUUCUGUGCUUAAUUUCUUUCGUCUCAGCAGCAGACAGCAAUGCGUGGAAGUCCCGCAGCAUCUACUUUGUUCUCACCGACCGCAUAGCUCGUAGCAGCAGUGAUACUGGCGGAAGUGCAUGCGGAAACCUUGGGAACUACUGCGGUGGUACAUUCAAAGGUCUUGAAUCGAAGCUUGACUACAUUCAGAACUUGGGAUUUGACUCGAUCUGGAUCACACCUGUCGUUGCCAACUCAGCAGGUGGUUACCAUGGCUAUUGGGCCCAGGACUUGUACUCGAUCAACUCGAACUAUGGCACUGCUGCUGAUUUGAAGAGCCUUGUCUCUACUGCGCACUCAAAGGGCAUGUAUGUGAUGGUCGAUGUAGUAGCAAAUCACAUGGGCCAAGGAGCCAUCUCCGACAACAAACCCUCACCUCUCAACCAAGCUUCGGCAUACCACUCUGAUUGCGAUAUCGACUACAACAACCAGACCUCGAUUGAAGUUUGCCGUAUUGCCAGACUUCCAGAUCUCAACACCCAAUCGAGCGAGAUCAAGAAUGUUUUGAACACCUGGGUUAACUGGCUAGUCAAGGAGUACACUUUUGACGGUGUCCGCAUUGACACCGUCAAACACGUCCAACAAGACUUUUGGCCUGACUUUGCUAAAGCCGCUGGAGUCUACAGCAUCGGUGAAGUCUGGGACGGUAACCCGACCUACUUGGCUCAGUAUGCGAAGCUUAUGCCCGGCCUGCUCAACUAUGCGACCUACUAUCCGAUGAACCGCUUUUAUCAGCAGACAGGAAGUUCACAAGACUUGGUGGACAUGAUGAACACGGUCGCUAGCACCUUCCCCGAUCCAUCCGCUCUUGGCACGUUUAUCGACAACCACGACAACGCAAGAUGGCUAAGUGUCAAGAAUGACCAGACUCUGCUUAAGAACGCUUUGGCCUUCGUUAUUCUAUCUCGAGGUAUCCCCAUUCUAUACUACGGGACUGAGCAAGCUUACGCUGGCGGCAAUGACCCAGCCAAUCGCGAAGACCUCUGGCGCAGUGGCUUCAACACAAACACAAACAUGUACCAAGCCAUCAAGAAGCUAACUGCGGCUCGCAAAGCUGCUGGAGGACUUGGAGGAAAUGAUCACGUCCAUAUCUACGUCGCCAGCACCGCAUACGCAUGGUCUCGCGCUGGUGGUAACCUCAUUGUCCUCACCACCAACUCUGGCAGCAGCUCCAACGCUCAACAUUGUUUCAACGCUCAGAAAGCUAACGGACGCUGGACCGACGUCUUCAGCGGCAGCAGCAACGUCAUCAGCUCCGACGGCAAUGGCCAAGUCUGCGUUACCGUUAGCCAGGGAAACCCCAUCGUCCUUCUCGCUACCAGCGCCGGCAGCACACCCACCACUCUGCGCACCUCUGCCGCCCCAGCUCCUACAGGAUCAUGCCCGACCACCGUCUCAGUCACUUUCACCGAGCGCGUCGUCACCCAGCCCGGCGACACCAUCAAAAUUGUCGGCAACACUGCACAGUUGGGCAACUGGAACCCGAGUAAUGCGCCCGCCAUGUCCGCCUCGUCGUACACUUCGAGCAAUCCUGUGUGGACAAUUAAUCUAAGCAUGGCAGCGGGAUCGGCAGUGCAGUACAAGUACGUCAAAGUAUCGAGCACCGGUACGGCGACAUGGGAGAGCGAUCCAAACAGGGCGUAUAGUGUGCCGAGUUGUCAGGCGAGUGCAAGUGUGAGCAACACUUGGCAAUGA
This is a messenger RNA of Parastagonospora nodorum SN15, 1764 nucleotides long. RefSeq lists its product as hypothetical. Gene Ontology annotation, molecular function: alpha-amylase activity; cation binding; starch binding. Lineage: Eukaryota; Fungi; Ascomycota; Dothideomycetes; Pleosporales; Phaeosphaeriaceae. Bases 1 to 1764 code for a protein of 587 amino acids. The record is from RefSeq and is a predicted model, not a curated record. The transcript has 3 exons. Gene Ontology annotation, biological process: carbohydrate metabolic process.